AUGCAAGGCAGCUCCCCCCCCCCCGCCCCUGUGCAAUUCCAAUUCCAAUUGCCAAUUGCAAUUUUUCGAUAGACCAAGAAGCCCCCCAACAGGAUCGUGCGUGCAUACCCACGAGAUUGUCGCCGCCACCAGUGGGUGAGUGAUUUUGGUUCUGACGCGACCCAACAAGCGCUGGCACUACUGUCUUCUUCUCAAUUAGGUUUUUGUUCAAGGUGAGCGAAUUCCAGAGUGUCGUUGCGUGACGGAAGGACUGACGGACGGAAGGUAGGAUUCAGCUCGUUUGAUUCGCGAGAGGGAUUCACUAGUUUGUGCGGAAUUUGCAAGGGACCAAGUGCUGGUGGUGGGUUUUGGAUCAUGGCUUUGAGAGAGGAGCUGGACUUCAGCAGGUCGCCGGAGGACGGUGACCCAGAAUCUUGACGAGGAUCUUGAAACCAAGACAGAACGAUUGUCGUGAAAGUCUGACACGUAAUCCCCUCAUUGCUGCUGAAGUAUGGCAACAGACACAAACAAUGGCAGCGGGAACCUGUACCAUGAGAGACAGCACUUUCAGUUCUGCUUGCUGCACUGCCUCAAUAAUCUUCUCCAGGGCGAAAACUCUUUUAGCAGAAACGAGCUCAACUCCAUCGCGGAUGGUUUACCCACUGAUCUCGAAGGACGCAACAUGCCAAACCCACUCUCUCUGAUAUUCAAGCCACACAGAAACGCUAUUACAGGAAACUAUGAUGCAAACGUGUUGAUCUCUGCACUUAACUCUAGAAACAAGGAGGUUGUUUGGUUCGAUCGGCGUAAUGGAGCCGAGACCUUACUCACAGAAAUCGCAGAUUAUGGCGACAGAUUGCUGGGCAUAAUAGUGAAUAUUUCCACUAGAAAGUGGCUAGGGAUGUGGCAGGCCAGGCACUGGGUUGCAAUUCGGAAGCUGCAAGGCGUGUGGUAUAACUUAGACAGUGAUCAUACUACCCCAGUUUGUUUUGUGAAUGGAGAAGACGGCUUGAGGGAUUAUUUCAACUCCGUGAUCUCCAGUGAUGGUGUGGUUCUCUUUGUACUGAAUGGCGUGAGCACUCUAUCCAACGGGAGUUGCUGACGAGUAAUUUGACACUCUCGACUCCACAGAUAUCUCUUUUUGUUGAGGUUGAUUGCCAAGCCAAGCUUAACAUUGCUUGAAGCAUGAGUUAGGGUUGCAGAGACAGAUGGUUGUGUACUCUUCUGGUGAAACUGACGGUGGGACAAACUCUUUGAUUCUUUGUGAAGUAAGUCGUCCUGGUGGGUAUCUACAAGCUCGCCUGUUUCUUCAUCCCAGCGCAGUAUAGUUGAACCCAGUACACUGGAACUCCGGAGACGAGAUACAAGGCAUUGCAAAAGCAAAGAUGAGCUUGGUAUGUGAAAAGAAUUGGAGUAAACAACUUCUAAAAAGAACAGAAAAAUUCAGUUUUCUAAGAUCCUUUAGUAUUGCUCUUUAAUUUAUUUUUUUUUGAAAGCAAUCAGUACAACAUUCAUGCAAAUUAAUGCAUUGGUUGUUCCUGAAUCCCAGCUUUGACUCUGAAUUGUAGCUUUUUAGUCAAAUUGUGAAAAUUUAUCGGAUGGGGAUUGGAUCAAGUGUAUUCUUUGGGUAGUUUUACCUUGUCUAUACAUUUUUUUUGAAGUUUGUUA
Physcomitrium patens is the source of this 1647-nucleotide messenger RNA. Its product is annotated as josephin-like protein. The record is from RefSeq and is a predicted model, not a curated record. Gene Ontology annotation, biological process: protein deubiquitination. Gene Ontology annotation, molecular function: cysteine-type deubiquitinase activity. Lineage: Eukaryota; Viridiplantae; Streptophyta; Bryopsida; Funariales; Funariaceae.